GUUUCUGCGUAUAGUUGCAUUUGCCUCGAGCAAUCGUUCAGUCACCGCGGGUUCGUAAAAAAGUCAACAAGCCACGCUGCACACGAACAUAGGACGCCAUCAUUAAAGCGAAUCGUCGAGCGGUCACCAUCCCGAGAGAAAAAAGCGUGGCUGAACAAUUUGGCAAAUGCUCGCUGGUGCCGUUUCGUAACCCAGCUCAAUCCCGGAACACACAGGUCGCUUCUUGCGAUACCUCUACUUACGACGUGCUUGGUCGCCUAAGGUCGCGGCUCGCCAUCUGCAAAAAUGUCGUACAAUUUUUUGCAACCGCGUGCAACUGAUAUGCGUGGCUCUGAUACGCAAUCCGAAGUAUCUGAAUCGGGUACCACCAACUCUGGAUGGACCUCCAGCUGGGACUCACGGGAGGAUUUGCGGGACUUCGCUACCAAGAUCGGUCUGAAGGACACCACAGAGUUAUACAAGGACCGUUUCCUCGUUGAUCGCGGACAAUUGGAGCAAAUGCUCAGCGGUGACAAUGAGGCACCACUGCCGGCUGAUAUAUUUUUUGAGCAGAUAAUGGCGGACACUAAUACAUUCAUAACAUGGCCGAAAAAAUUGAAAAUAGGAGCCAAGUCCAAGAAAGAUCCUCGCGUAAGGAUUGCAGGGCGAGAAGAUGACGUGUUGGCCGCCAAGGAACGCAUCAUGACUGUAUUGGACAAUAGAAGUAACCGUGUAACAAUGAAAAUGGACGUCAGCUAUACUGACCACUCGCAUAUUAUUGGCAAGGGAGGACUCAGCAUUCGUCGCGUGAUGGAAGAGACCCAGUGCCACGUUCAUUUUCCGGACUCAAAUCGUUCCAAUCCAAACGAGAAAUCAAAUCAGGUGUCUAUUGCUGGAGAUAUACAAGGUGUUGAAUUGGCCAGAUCUCGUGUUAGGCAAAAAACUCCAGCUAUUUUUGGCUUUGAGCUGCCAAUCAUGUCGCAAAACGUAGAUCCCACUGAAAGCUAUCUGGUUAAAAUCCAGGAGCAAUACGGGGUGCAGAUGAUACUGAGGACAAGGCCAAAACUGCAUGCCACUUUAGUGCUGGUGAAGGGCGUCGAAUGGGAAAUCGAUCAAGUAAAAAAGGCCACUAUGUUGUUGGUGGAAUAUCUUUGCGAGCAUUUAGCGAGUCAAAUUCCGAUUCAAAUGACAAUGGAAAUAUCGCCAAUACACCACGCGAUGGUGAUUGGAGCAAAUCAUCAAAAUCUCAAGGAAAUAAUGCAAGAAACUGGUACUAAAAUCCUAUUUCCAGAUGCUCAUGAUCCCAACAUACCAAUUUUGAAAAAAAGUAACGUUACGAUCACGGGUAACAUUCAUAACGUUUACGCUGCUCGCCAAAUUUUAACUGGAUCAUUGCCUAUACUUUUGAUGUUUGAUCUGCCUGGUAAUCCAGCCAAUUACAAAUCAGAUAAACUGAUGGAGAUUCAGAACAAGUGUGACGUCAGCGUUAAUCUCAGAGUCAAAGGCAAACAAAAUUCGAUGGUUUGCAUUAUUAAAGGUGCCGAACGCAAUGCGACUAAUAUUUACCGAGCUCGCAACAUGGUGCUUCAACUUGAAGAGCCUAAUUUUGUAGCCGAUAUUCCGCCUAGUUAUCACAUGCGAUCUCAUGAUCUCCUCACACCUACUCCAAUGCAACCCCAUUCAACAUCCUGCCUAACUUCCCCAACGUGGCAAUACCCGCCUGCUUCGUUUAACCAAGCUCAAUCUGUUCAACCGUUCAUGGGCUUUUCUAUGGGACAGUCACUGUUUCCGUUCAACAAUAAGUCCAACACCAGCAGCCAGAACCAGAACUCUAUGGGCAGCAGCGGUUACUAUUCCCUUGGGCAGAUCUCUGCCAGUUCGCUUUCGUUGGAAAAAAGCCGCGAUGGCAACAACUACUCGCUUUCUACUAUUUCUAGCAACGGCUCGCUCUCCAAUAAGUCUAGUCCAGCGCAGAGCCCUCGAAAACAACAACCGUACUACCAACGCAAUUACAAUGAAUCCGUAAAAGGCCUCGUCAAUUUAAAUCUCAACGAGUACAAAAAUCCUGUUGAUCAGGAAGCCAAACCUAGCGAGUAUGAAUCGAAGCGAAUGGCUGGUUUUCUUGCUAUGCAGAAUCGUCCCAGCGGAAAUCAGUUCAGAUAUCCCAAUAGCAACUGGGCCGGUUAUGGCAUCAGCCACACCAGUCCGAAUCCGUUGAUCGACAAAGUAAAUACUACUUCGGAACAGAAUGAUGAGGUGUGGAAGUCUCCAUCGAAGGACUUUCCAUCCCCGCCGGCCAAGCUAAACACUUCGAAUUGCAUGGAAUACACACCCGGAUUUGUUAUGAAUCGGAUAAUGAGUAGCAAGUGGCCCGAUUUACCCACACUUCUUACAUCCAUCGGAUGUGAAAAGUACAUUUCGCUUUUCAACUCGCAUGAGGUGGACCUUGAGACAUUCGCUUCUAUCAGCGAUAAAGAUUUGGUAACGCUGGGCGUGAACAUUUUUGGUUGCAGACGGCGAAUGCUCUUAGCCAUAGCAGAGUUGAACAAGAGGGAUAAUCCCUUUUCACCAGCACCAGGAGCCGAACGGAAAGCAUCCAUUUCUCCGACCACCGAAAAUAAUUAUAGCUCACGCGACAAAUGGUAACGUCUGUAGAAACAUUUAGUUGGAUAUGUAAAAUUUACGUGCGGCAACCAAAAAAGCUCAAGUAGCUCUAAAAAGUGCGAAAACGAUAAGUUGAUAAUUGCUCGCGAAUUAAUUUUUAGAAAAAACUGCAAAUCUACAUUUAGCUAUACAAAGAAAGGUAAAUUCUUAUAGGUAAUUUAUUAUUUAUUAGGUUUUGUUCUGUCGUGCAUGUGUGACUUCAAAUAAUCAUGUGCGUCUGGUACGCAAGCAAAUUAAUAUUUGAAGCGUCGGUUUGUGUGCGCAAAUCGAAUGUUAGCAGGACGAUCACUCAGCACAACUCCACACACGCAUGCUUUACCACGCAGAAUUCGUUGUCGUAAUUUUUUACGACGAUUCGAAGCACGAAUUAAAAAAUUUCAUAUAAAAAGUUACGUUUGGGUGGCGUGUAACUAUUUUAUAUCCGCAAUUUUAACAUAGACUCGGAUCGUCGCGAACAAUUCCUUCAACGACGAGUCCUAUCACAGAUUUUAAAACAAACCAAAAGUCAUUGUUCACAUAAGAAAGAUUACAUGUUACCGUUGGUUACAACUAUUUAUUCAGUCAUUUUUACAAUAUGUGAUACUAUUUUACGAAAUAGAAUGCCAAUCGCGAGACAGAAAUGCCAGAAU
Dalotia coriaria is the source of this 3272-nucleotide messenger RNA. It is a transcript of the gene BicC, whose product is annotated as protein bicaudal C. The record is from RefSeq and is a predicted model, not a curated record. The transcript has 10 exons. Gene Ontology annotation, cellular component: cytoplasm. Bases 286 to 2625 code for a protein of 779 amino acids. Gene Ontology annotation, molecular function: protein binding; RNA binding. Lineage: Eukaryota; Metazoa; Arthropoda; Insecta; Coleoptera; Staphylinidae.